AUGAAAAACCCAAGAGACACCGAACUCAACGUCGCCUUCGUUUAUGACCCGAAGGCCUAUUAUCUUGAACGAGGCUACGCGGAGACCGACUGUGCUGAUUUGGCCGAUGAGGUGACAAUCAACGCUGUCGCCAAUGCCCUUGGCAAGCUUGGACACCGUGUAGUCCACAUUCCCGGCAUCAAACACCUCGUCGGCCAUCUGGCAGCGGGUGAAGAGAAGAAUUGGGACUUGGUGUUUAACUUUAGUGAGGGGCUUCGUGGUUCUGCACGCGAAUCUCAAGUACCAGCACUACUUGAAGCUUAUGAGGUUCUCUACACGUUUUCAGACGCAGCCACGCUUUCACUAUGUAAUGACAAGGCGAAGACUAAGAUGCUUCUGGAGCAUUAUCGGAUACCAACGAGCCCGUUCGCAUUAAUCCCCAAAUUUGGCCUCAAGGCCGAUUAUGCCUCACUGGCCAAAGAACUAUCAUAUCCACUCUUUGCAAAGCCAGUUGCUGCAUCUACCUCAAAUGGGAUUCUACCCUCGAACAAGAUCUACCGACAUGAAGACCUUGAUACAACCAUUGAAAAUCUCCGAGGUCAAUUUAAAGGCCAGGAAAUCAUGCUAGAGGAAUUCCUUGGCGGGAGAGAAUUCACAGUGGCUAUCCUUGGAACUAACAGCUCAGCCACUGUGCUAGGUGUAUUAGAAGUGACAUGGUACAAUCCAGAGGGACAUGAAAAUGACAAUUCGUCGGUUGACUUCGCCACAAGCUUCUCCAAAGCUGGCCGUGGACCAGGCCAAGAUAUGGGACAUGCCCAUGCGGACCUGGCAGAUCCGCUAGUGAAGAAGGUCGCCAAUGUUGCUCUAUCGGCGUAUCAAGUAUUGGGGUGCCGAGAUGGAGCUCGUGUCGAUAUACGUCUAACUUCUCAAAUGAACGGUUCUGUUCCAAACGUGAUAGAGGUAAACCCGCUAUUCGGGCUUCGAGACGACUUUUCUCUGUUUACUUGCAUCGCGCGAAAUAACGGGAUGGAGUACCAUGAACUUAUAGCUGAAGUCAUCACUAGCGCCCUUCAAAGACGGAAUCAAGAAAGUGAUGGGUCAAUCGGAUAG
Penicillium riverlandense is the source of this 1089-nucleotide messenger RNA. RefSeq names its product D-alanine--D-alanine ligase family protein. The record is from RefSeq and is a predicted model, not a curated record. Bases 1 to 1089 code for a protein of 362 amino acids. Gene Ontology annotation, biological process: peptidoglycan biosynthetic process. The transcript is spliced from 3 exons. Lineage: Eukaryota; Fungi; Ascomycota; Eurotiomycetes; Eurotiales; Aspergillaceae. Gene Ontology annotation, molecular function: D-alanine-D-alanine ligase activity; ATP binding; metal ion binding.